Messenger RNA from Manis javanica (Malayan pangolin), 1252 nucleotides. It is a transcript of the gene SLC25A21, whose product is annotated as solute carrier family 25 member 21. The record is from RefSeq and is a predicted model, not a curated record. Gene Ontology annotation, biological process: transmembrane transport. NCBI's taxonomy places the organism in Eukaryota, Metazoa, Chordata, Mammalia, Pholidota, Manidae.
CUCGCCCGUUCAUCCUGGCCCAGCUGCAGUCCUCAGGUUUACGAAGAUGUCUGCCAAGCCCACCGUCGGCUUCGUGAACGAGGCUUCAAGGCAGAUCGUGGCCGGGGGUUCCGCUGGUCUUGUAGAAAUUUGCCUGAUGCACCCCCUGGAUGUGGUGAAAACCAGGUUCCAGAUUCAGAGAUGUGCAACUGAUCCAAACAGUUAUAAAAGCUUAGGAGACAGCUUUCGAAUGAUUUUCCGAACAGAAGGGUUGUUUGGUUUUUACAAAGGAAUUCUGCCACCCAUCUUGGCUGAAACACCAAAAAGGGCAGUGAAGUUUUUCACCUUUGAGCAAUACAAGAAAUUGCUAGGAUAUGUGUCACUGUCACCAGCAUUGACAUUCGCCAUUGCUGGAUUGGGAUCUGGACUAACGGAAGCCAUCGUGGUUAACCCUUUUGAAGUAGUAAAAGUUGGCUUGCAAGCCAAUCGGAACAAAUUUACAGAGCAACCGUCCACUCUGAGUUAUGCAAGACACAUCAUUAAGAAGGAAGGCUUGGGACUCCGGGGCCUCAACAAAGGAUUCACAGCGACUCUGGGACGUCAUGGAGUCUUCAACAUGGUUUAUUUUGGCUUCUACUACAAUGUCAAAAACAUUGUUCCAGUCAAUAAGGAUCCAACCUUGGAGUUUUUGAGAAAAUUUGGGAUUGGUCUUCUCUCCGGCACAAUAGCCUCAGUCAUUAACAUCCCUUUUGAUGUUGCCAAAAGUAGGAUUCAAGGGCCUCAGCCAGUUCCUGGAGAGAUCAAGUACAGAACCUGUUUUAAAACAAUGGCAACAGUCUAUCAGGAGGAAGGGAUUUUAGCUUUGUACAAAGGUCUGCUUCCCAAAAUUAUGAGACUUGGACCAGGUGGGGCAGUGAUGCUACUGGUUUAUGAAUACACCUACUCAUGGCUUCAGGAGAACUGGUAAUACUACUGCAUCGCGGGAGUGAGCACGGCCUGCAAAGAGCCCAUGAAAUUGAACCUUUAACCUCUCCCUGUGGAUGGUGUGGAAACAGAUCUCUGAAGAGUGCACUAGCCAAUUUAAAAACAACGCUUUUACCCCCCUAAGAAACAGAGGAAAUAUGUCAACACUAACCCAUAAUAAUAAUGUUUAAAAAUCAAACAAUCCUAAGCCCAUGUCCCAUCCCACUUUCCUUCUCUUAGUUUUAGAAGUAGCUCUAAAUCAUAAUUUGCUUUGAGUAGCAAAUUGUAUUUGGGCUUUCUGUUGUCUUUU